UUUCAAACGUGAACAGGGGGUUUUGUCUCCUGUUUGGAACAGACGGAGAAGAGGGUACGCACUUUUGGGAUAAAGUGGCGAGACAAUUAAAUGGACAACCCUGAAACUAGUCCUGGGUUUGGUGUGAUCUGAAGGCACAUCACUGGGAACAUUAAUAUUUAAACUUCUUUCGUUGACUUGGAGUAACGGAGGACCGCGAAUCCAUACACCACAGCCCAUUGUGUGUGUGUGCUGCUACCCGAUUGCUGGCUAUCAUCUAGCUAUCUAUAUUCACUUUGGAGUGGACUUGGGAACUGCAGACGGCUAACAUAGCUGGCGCAACUAGUGAGAAACAGUCGGAAAUACGCCGGUUAACAGGCAGUUAUAGCUCAAUCAACUAGUUACAGUUUUUUUUCUGUUAGAACAAUUAUGGGAAGUGGCUUGACUUAGUUCGUGCUUGCUAAUCAGGUACCUAACAGUCUUAAUGAUGUUUAAGAAAAAACUUAAUUUACAGGUAAUUAGCUAGCUAGCUAGCUGGGUGGCUGUAACAUUAAUAGUUACCUAAGUAACGCAGCCUGCAAGAAGAAGGAAGCGGGUGACUGUAUAAAGACAUACUUUAACUGAACGUUUAUUUGAUCUGUAAGUGGCUGACUGAUGUUGAUGCCAUUUCUCUAUGGGAUACCCGAGGCUAGCCACUAGUCGUCUGUGGUCACCUUGCAUUAGUUAGGUAUCUAUCUAAGGACAGUAGAUAGUUACUUUUCCCACACUGACACCGCGUAAAACGUUAAUCCAGUAAACUCGUGUAAGCCGGCUAGGAUGAGCAUGCAUCUAGAGAGCGUGGGACAUCAUAGCUAGCGAUGUACAAAUAAAACUAUCACUGUAACUAGCUCGGGACAUCAGCUACCAGUACCAAUAGCUAGUUAACUAACUACCUUGCAGAAUUUCGCUAACGUAGCUAGUUAGCUAGCUAGCUAGGACAUUGACAGAAAAAAGAUAGGUCAGUCAAUUAACGUUAGUUAGCUAGCUAGGUAGCUAUCUGAGCAGGUAACUUGGCUCUAACGUCAGCCGAUGUGUGCUGCUAGCUAAGGUAACUUAGCUACCCAUCUCCAAUACAAUCUUCGCGUUUUCCUUUACAACAACGAAAUCAUGGACUUGUCGGUGAUGGAUUCACUACCAGUACAUGGGAUGUAUCCCGGAGGUGUGUCCGGCGUGGAACAGGACUCUACAGCCGAUGACACGGACUCUUUCCACGGGGGACUGAUGUCCUUGGACCCUCUGGUGGAUCGGAUCCUCCUGGACUCUGUAUGUCAGCAGCAAGGAUGGGUUCGGGUAUAUGAUGUGAAGGGCCCGCCAACGCACCGGCUGUCCUGCGGUCAGUCCCCCUACUCGGACACCAGCAUGUGGGACAGGAAGUACUGCAUCCUAACAGACAGCCAGCUCAUCCUGCUCAACAAGGAGGAAGAGAUGCCGGUGGAGGUGAUUCAUGAGAGCCCCACGGAGUCGUCCAAGGGCAGGAGCCUGCGACGGACCGUCAGCGUGCCCUCCGAGGGACAGUUCCCCGACUACCAGGCAGAGGGCGCCACCAAGCUGGAGGUGUCGGCCGAGAGGUCUCCCAGGAGGCGGAGCAUAUCAGGACUGGGGAGCGCGGAGAAGAACAUCUCCAUGGAUGGGCCUAACUCCUCCCCCUUCAAAGUGCCGGGAUUCUUCAGCAAACGCCUAAAAGGAUCCAUCAAGAGGACGAAGAGCCAGACCAAACUGGAUCGCAACACCAGCUUCCGCCUGCCCUCGCUCCGGCCUGCUGAAGGCGACAGGACCCGAGGCCUGCCCAAGCUGAAGGAGUCGCGCUCCCAUGAGUCUCUGCUUAGCCCGGGCAGUGCGGUGGAGGCCCUGGACUUGGGCAUGGAGGAUGACGUGUUCAUCAAACCCCUGCACAGCAGCAUUCUGGGACAGGAGUUCUGCUUUGAGGUGACGUACUCCGGUGGUAGCAAGUGCUUCAGCUGUUCGUCGGCUGCGGAGCGGGACAAGUGGAUGGAGAAUCUGAAGAGGACGGUUCAGCCCAACAAGGACAACUGCCGGCGGGCGGAGAAUGUGCUUCGCCUGUGGAUCAUCGAGGCCAAGGACCUGCCGCCCAAGAAGAAGUACUUCUGCGAGCUGUGCCUGGACGACGUGCUGUACGCCCGCACCACCAGCAAGACCAAAGCGGACAGCCUGUUCUGGGGCGAGCACUUCGAGUUCUGCGGCCUGCCGCCCGUCCGCAGCGUCACCGUCCACAUUUACAAGGACGUGGACAAGAAGAAGAAGAAGGACAAGAACAACUACGUGGGCCUGGUCAACAUCCCCAUGAGCGGCGUGACGGGGCGGCAGUUCGUGGAGAAGUGGUACCCGGUCAGCACCCCCACCACCAGCAAGGGCAAGGCCGGCGGGCCCUCCAUCCGCAUCAAGUCCCGCUUCCAGGUCAUCUCCAUCCUGCCCAUGGAGCAGUACAAGGAGUUCGCCGAGUUCAUCACCAACAACUACACCAUGCUGUGCUCGGUGCUGGAGCCGGUCAUCAGCGUCAGGAACAAGGAGGAGAUGGCCUGCGCCCUGGUGCACAUACUGCAGAGCACGGGAAGGGCCAAGGAUUUCCUCACAGAUUUGGUGAUGUCAGAGGUGGACCGCUGCGCAGACCACGACGUGCUCAUCUUCAGAGAGAACACGCUGGCCACCAAAGCGAUAGAGGAGUACCUGAAGCUGGUGGGACAGAAGUACCUGCACGAUGCACUAGGAGAGUUCAUCAAAGCGCUGUAUGAGUCCGACGAGAACUGCGAGGUCGACCCCAGCAAGUGCUCCAGCAGCGAGCUCUCCGAGCACCAGAGCAACCUGAAAAUGUGCUGCGAGCUGGCUUUCUGCAAGAUCAUCAACUCCUAUUGUGUGUUUCCGCGGGAGCUGAAGGAGGUGUUUGCGUCCUGGAAGCAGCAGUGUCUGUCCCGGGGGAAGCAGGACAUCAGCCAGCGCCUGAUCAGCGCCUCACUCUUCCUGCGCUUCCUCUGUCCCGCCAUCAUGUCCCCCUCGCUCUUCAACCUCAUGCAGGAGUACCCCGACGACCGCACCUCUCGCACCCUCACCCUCAUCGCCAAGGUCAUCCAGAACCUGGCCAACUUCGCCAAAUUCGGGAACAAAGAGGAGUACAUGGCCUUCAUGAACGACUUCCUGGAGCACGAGUGGGCAGGAAUGAAGCGUUUCCUCAUGGAGAUCUCCAGCCAAGACACUAUCUCCAACACACCUGGCUUCGAAGGCUACAUCGACCUGGGCAGGGAGCUGUCAGUCCUGCACUCUCUCCUCUGGGAGGUGGUGUCCCAGCUGGAUAAGGGUGAAAAUUCCUUCCUGCAGGCGACGGUUGCCAAGCUGGGCCCUCUGCCCCGCAUCCUGGGCGACAUCGCCCGCUCGCUGUCGAGCCCCACCCCCAUCCAGCAGCAGCUGCGCCGCUUCCAGGACCACAGCUCCUCCCAGAACAUCAGCGGCAGCAUCUCUUCGGGCCUCCAGAGGAUAUUCGAGGACCCGGCUGACAGUGAACUACACACCAUCAAGUCCCCGGUGCAGGAGCACAUGGAGAGCUACUUCCGCGCGAAGCCGCCCCUCCUGGGCCAGCAGUCGUCCACACAGAGCAUGAGCUUCUCCGACAAGGAGGAGCGGGAGAACCUGCUGCCCAACGGGCGCAGCGUCUCCCUAAUGGACCUCCAGGACUCGCACCUGAGCCCGGGCGAGCGUGUGGGCCUGCACGACGCCACCGCCGCCCGCCUGGGCCGCGCCGGCUCCCAGCUGUCCGUGGGGGGGCCCGUCCCGCUGGCCCCCCACCACCCGCUGCUCCCCAAGCCGGUGCUGCGGGACAACCUGCCGCAGAGCGCCCCGCAGGUGCGGCGGCCCCUGCACCCGGCCCUCAGCCAGCAGAGCAGCCUGCAGCCGCUGUCAUUCCAGAACCCGGUGUACCACCUGAGCAACCCGCCGGGCCCACCGGGCCUGCCGGCGCCGCCCACGCAGCCGGACUCCAGCUCGGAGAACCUGAGCACCGAGAGCUCCCGCAGCCACAGCAACUCGGAGGACUUCGGCGCGGGCGUGGGCGGCGGCGGGCCCGGGGGGAGGCUCAGCGCCCCCUCCAACAGCAGCAUGGAGGACUUCAGCCGGCGCAGCACGCAGAGCGAGGAGUGCGGCACGCCGCGCCGGCUCCCGCCCGGCACGCAGCCCGCCGCCACGCCGCGCCAGAGCACCGCCGGCACCGCCCACGUGGUGCGGGUGGAGCAGCAGAGCCGCGGGGGCGGGCCCGGGGCCGGCGGCGGGGGCGCGCGCACGCCCCGCUCCCUGCCCCACAGCGCCUCACUGCGCAGCGGCAGCAGCGCCAACGCCGAGCUCGUACACCUCAGCGGCCGCUCCCGCCAGCAGUCCACCUCCUCCAGGGACAGCCCUGUGCCCCGGCCCAGGGGACACAAGCAGCAGCCCGCGCAGCAGGUGCAGUCGCCGGUGGAGUCUCUCUCCAUGUCCCCAGUGGAAAGGACGGCCGCCUGGGUGCUGAACAAUGGGCAGUAUGAGGAUGAGGAGGACGCCGAAUGCCGAGACGACAGCAAGCACGCGGAGAAGUACGAGCAGGAGAUCUCCAAGCUGAAGGAGCGGUUGCGGGUGUCGGGCCGGCGGCUCGAGGAGUACGAGCGCCGCCUGCUGGCCCAGGAGCAGCAGAUGCAGAAGCUGCUGCUGGAGUACAAGAGCCGGCUGGAGGAGAGCGAGGACAGGCUGCGGCGCCAGCAGGAGGAGAAGGACAGCCAGAUGAAGAGCAUCAUCUGCAGACUGAUGGCCGUGGAGGAGGAGCUGAAGAGGGACCACGCAGAGAUGCAGGCCGUCAUAGAUGCCAAGCAGAAGAUUAUCGACGCCCAGGAGAGGAGGAUCAGCUCCCUGGACGCCGCCAACUCCCGACUCAUGAGCGCCCUCACACAGGUCAAGGAGCGCUAUAGCGUGCAGAACCUGCGAAACGGCAUCUCCCCCACCAACCCCACCAAGCUGUCCAUCACCGAGAACGGAGAGUUCAAGAACAGCAGCUGCUGAUCGCUCCCGCGGCAACCUCCCCCCCGCUUCCGAUCAAAAUGGUGGACGGGGGGGGCACCGAGCACUGGCACCUUGCGCUAACUCUCUCCGAACCCACUAUAUACAUCCUCUGAAUGUCUGUCCCAGAUAGAAGUGUAUAUAUCAAUAUCUUGUAUUGGUCUUGUACAGAGAUAAAAUGUAAGAUACUGCCAUGGAGAAAGGAAGGUCUUUUGCUUGUUAGAUAUUGUAAUGAGUUUAGUGAAUUUGUGUUUUAUU
Megalops cyprinoides (Indo-Pacific tarpon) is the source of this 5304-nucleotide messenger RNA. It is a transcript of the gene rasal2, whose product is annotated as RAS protein activator like 2. The transcript is spliced from 18 exons. Gene Ontology annotation, biological process: regulation of GTPase activity. Bases 1126 to 5049 code for a protein of 1307 amino acids. Lineage: Eukaryota; Metazoa; Chordata; Actinopteri; Elopiformes; Megalopidae. The record is from RefSeq and is a predicted model, not a curated record.